Molecule: messenger RNA, 2086 nt
Organism: Petromyzon marinus (sea lamprey)
Lineage: Eukaryota; Metazoa; Chordata; Hyperoartia; Petromyzontiformes; Petromyzontidae
Product: F-box only protein 16-like
Molecular function (GO): protein binding
Source: RefSeq, a predicted model, not a curated record
AUCACGGGGCGCGGUAUUGGAGUGGCGACGCGCAGGUAAACGCGUGGCUGUCGGUGAUGGUGGUGGUGGUCGCUUUCACGAUUUACCAUUUAUAGAUUUAGCGUCCUUUGUCAAAAAACAGCAUUAAGCGAUCAACAUCGUCGGCCAGAGGAUUGCUGACGGUAAAAUAUUGCGGCACGGCAGUGUUGCAAUCGCGGAUUCGAUGGCGUUUGCAGCUCCCAAGCAAGUGAACGGCGCGGCGAAGAUGCAGACCAAGUUCAGCACUUGGACACCCUUGAACCACGUGCCGAGUAACGACAAGGUGUUUGAGGAGCGGCGGGAGCUGGUUGCCAAAUGGUUUGAACGCUGGACGGAUAUCCAGCGGCGCCGCGUUCUCGAGGAGGUGCUUUCUUUCUGCUCCGAACGCCAGCUCCGGCACUGCGAGGCGCUGCUGAGCUCCGCGCUUCCUCAGCGUGCACUAGACCCGGCACGUGCCCUCCCGCGCGUGCUCUGCCUCUAUAUCUUCGCUCACCUUGACCCGCGCAGCCUCUGCCGUGCCGCACAGGUUUGCUGGUACUGGCGCCACCUCUCAGAGAGCGACUGCCUGUGGAUGCCCAAGUGCUUGCGCUUCGGCUGGAGCCUGGGCUUCUCGCCAACGCCCUUUGAGCAGGGCCUCUGGAAGCGCCACUACAUCCAGGCAGUGCAUGAGCUGCACUGCCUGAGGCCCAAGACACCUCCCGAGGAUGCCCUGGUUGUGGCGGACGUGCAGCCGCUGGCGAGGCCGGACAGCCAGGCCGAGGGGAGGCUCGUGCCGGGCUCGAGAUCGAUGAUGCUGACGUCCGCGAGGGGUGGCGGCACACGGGGGAGCGGCAGGGAGCUGCCGCCCUGGCGCGCGUCGAACCCGCGGCCCGCGGACACCCUGCGCUACAACUAUCUGGACAACGACGAGCCCGUCGACGCCACCAAGCUCGCGCGGUGGAGAAGAGGGGGCCCUGCUCCUGACAUGGGUAGAACCUCCCUGGGCCCCGACUCACAGCCUCGCUCGACAUCCGGAAAGUUACGGAAAGCCCAGUCACUGGUAGCGCUGCUUUCCCUGGACAAGGCUGUCGCGACCAGCGGCAGACAGAGGCCCGCGUGGGCCGGGACCCGUGGCGAGACCCCUCCGCCACUCUUGGAUGCACAACACAACGCCGGCGUCCGCCCUGCCCCAGCUCGACGUCCACCCUCCGCCGCGCCGGGCGGCAGCAUGGGCGUUAGGUGGGGGCUCGAGAGGGGCAGCCUGGUUCCGGGCCCCGAGGUGGGGCCAAGGGAAGUGGAGGGAGACCGAGCAACACUGGAGGAGAGCCUGGGGGUAGCGGUGACGCAGGAUGUAGCGUUACAGACAUUCUCGCUGGACGGAGCCAAGGGCAGUGCAUGAAACGUAUAAUGAUGCGUAGUUUUUUUAUGCGGUCGUUACCAUGUCUUCUACUUUACUGAUGAUUGGUGAGCAAUGAGAGAUGAGUGUUGCCAGGAUUUUGGAUAUUAGGGCUGUAAUGUUUGACCUUUCCAGCACAAGGUACAUUUUUUGCCAUAACUUUUGUACAAUAUUGUUUGGUCCGUUAACCUUAAUAACACUAGCAUAUCGUUUUCCUUUAGUAUGCGUAAAUAAUGUUCAGUGCUCACACGACUGGAUAGCUCGGGAGCCUAAAAAUGUAUCUUAAUCAUUGAAUUAAUGCAUCGUUAAUAGCUUAAUGGAUUAAGUCAUGACUGAGCGUGCACCUUGCUGCGACGUGCAGCAACAUUGGCAGGAAUUUAUAAUCCCACUUUUUAUUUAAUUUCUAUGAAUUAUUAUAUGAAGGUAAUUAAUCACAUUGUCAGAUUGCAAUAAAAAACAAUUUUCUUCCUGAACAUGACAUUUUAAGCUCAAAACCAGACUUAAUUUUGUAGAAUAUAACGAGGUCAGACGAGAAUUUUUAAGUGAGAAUUUAUACAAAACACAAUUUGCUGGCCAUUACAGGGCCAAAUACUUCACUCUUUAAUAUUGCAUGUACAAUACAGCUUUGUGGCACACAAUUUUAAGAGCUAAUGGAACAAUGCUUUCGAUAAAAAUAAAAUACAUUCUCUCACA